AUGCCGGAAGCGGAGGCAGAGAAGGAUUGCUCCGACGUCGACGAUGCCUCCGAUCGGUUGGUUUUCCUAGACCGGGAGGAUGGACAGGAGACAAAGGCUUCCGAGCCCACAGCUGCCCCGCUAGACGGCCCGGAAUACUCCACGUCUUUGGAGCGCGAAGCGUCAGUGGGGACUCCCCUCGAGUGGAACUGCACUGAAGCCAGCAGCUUCGAUACGAAUGUGCUGGGCUCUCCCCACGAGGCCGUCGAUGCCUCCAAAAAAGCCGUGGAGCCUGAUGACGUGCAAGACCCAAGCGCCUUUCAGAGUUGGCUCCCUGACGGCUCCGCGUCGCUGUCGAAGUUCUCGAGCACCGCCGAGAUGCUCGCGAGCCAGGCGGCCGGGCUUUUCUCGAAGAGCGGGGAGUCCAAGCCUCAGGGGCCCGAGACUGCGAAUCCCGGAGAUGCCGCUGGAAUGGCGGAUGAUCCGGAUGCACAUGAUGCAUCCGCAGAACCCAGUUUGCCGAAGGACGGCGCUCCAUCUACCCAGUGCAGCGAGCGCUGGUUUCCGGACAGCUCCAGCGCUUCCCUGGCGAAGCUCACUCAUGCUGCAGAGACUCUCGCCACGCAAGCGGCCGGCCUCUUUUCCAAGAGCGACACGAGCGAACAUGCUCUGACUGGCGCUGCCGCCAAGCCGGAUGUGGAGGCGUCGCGUGCAGGGCCCGAUGAGCCAGCAGUGCAGCCUGCAGCUGCCACGGAUGACUCCAAAGAGACUUGGCUCGGUGCGGCCCUGGCCAACAUCACGCAGGCGGCGGGCAGCCUCGCUUCUCACACCAAAGGGCUCUUCGCUUCGAAGGAAGACGGCAGCGCUCAGUACAGCAGUUGGCUCCCUGACGGCUCCGCGUCGCUGUCGAAGUUCUCGAGCACCGCCGAGAUGCUCGCGAGCCAGGCGGCCGGGCUUUUCUCGAAGAGCGGGGAGUCCAAGCCUCAGGGGCCCGAGACUGCGAAUCCCGGAGAUGCCGCUGGAAUGGCGGAUGAUCCGGAUGCACAUGAUGCAUCCGCAGAACCCAGUUUGCCGAAGGACGGCGCUCCAUCUACCCAGUGCAGCGAGCGCUGGUUUCCGGACAGCUCCAGCGCUUCCCUGGCGAAGCUCACUCAUGCUGCAGAGACUCUCGCCACGCAAGCGGCCGGCCUCUUUUCCAAGAGCGACACGAGCGAACAUGCUCUGACUGGCGCUGCCGCCAAGCCGGAUGUGGAGGCGUCGCGUGCAGGGCCCGAUGAGCCAGCAGCCCCAGCCCCGGUGUCACAGGAGACUUUGGCGGCAUCUGCGAGUGGAGGUGAUCCAGCGGAGAUGGCUUCGGCUUCGGAGCAGCUUCCCGGGAAUCCCGAGACCCAGAACGGGGAAGCAACCGCGCAGCAGGACGUGGAGGAUUCAAUGAAGCAGACCACCAGUUGGGUGCCGGAUGGUUCUGCUGCAUCACUGUCUCGGUGGACGGCUGCAGCUGGCACUGUGGCGACGCAAGCCAUGGGCCUCUUCACAACCACGGCAAGGGCAGCAAGUGCUGAGGGCGAGGUGGGCGAGACCAGCCAGUCGUGCGCGGACGACACCUCCACCUCCGUCGGCAGUUCCUUUUCCAAGAUUAAGACUGCUGCGGAAUCGAUUGCUUCUCAAGCAUCCGGCCUAUUUGUGCAGAGCAAGAGCCAGGAGGAUGCCUCUGCUCCCAGCGCGGGGCGAAGCCUGGCAGACCUCAGCGGGGCUCUCUCGCAGUUGGCCUCGCAGACCACGGGUCUUCUGUCUCCUCUAUCUCCAAGAUGGACACAGGCCGACGGUGGCGAUCCAGUCACAAACGAGGUGGGUGCUGCUGAAGCCGAAGGAGAAGGACCUCCGAAAUCUCCGUGGACCUCGGAGUCCAGUGAGGUCCAGGCGGAGCUGCAGCGGCGCAGGUGCGCGACAGGGCCACGAACAAGUUAUGAGUGCUGGCGCUGUGGUGCCGAAAUUGUGGCGGAGCUGGAUGCAGUAGAAGCCCACGAGGAGCUUCUCAAAGUCAGAGCUUGGCAGCUGCAAACCACGGGAAUGUCUGAGGAGAUAUGCAGCCGACCAAUGCAGCAACUCCUCGACGCCGCAGAUCUUCUUGCACCCCAGCCGCUUCCAGGCGACCUGAUUGGCAUGGAGCCAGGUAGCGACCCUGCGGAGAGUUCAGCCGCCGAAGGCCCGCCCUCCUGCGACGAGCAGCAGACGUCGUCUCAGAGCUCCUGGACACGCAGAGGAGUGUCUGCCCUUGUGGACCUGAAGCAGUCGGUUCAGGCAACCUCCUCAUCGGUCGCGCGGAAGGCCUGCGAGGCGGCAGGAUACGGAGGUGCGGCCCUGACGCCAGAGCUCGACCCGUUGCAGGUCUACUGCAGGAUCGAGACGACGGUGGAGGCUGUCGUCUUGCUCGUGCUCGAGCCGGUGCUGAAGGGUUUGCCCUCACUCGGCGUUCCUUCGGCCCGUGUGGAAGCGCGUCGUGCAGUCGGAGAGCACGGCACGGCCGCCGCAGCCGUGGCAGCAUUGCUCGCAAAGGCAGAGAAAGAUGAUGGGGAGUGCGGAAUGUCCCAGCGUGUUCUUCGCAAGGUUUCGGAGUUGCUGGUGAUGCGGUUCUUGCCGGUGGUGGGCGCAGGGGCUUUCCUGAGCUACACCAUCUAUGUUCGCCUUCGGCUGGCUGCUUUGGUUGCGGAGAUGUUUGGCCACGACGCAGAGGAUCCCGAUGUUCAGGGCCUUCUCUUCUUUUGCGUGCUGCCGGGCGGAAAUGAGCCCGAGGAGGCUCCAAGCGUCAGCGAUCCAGGCACUCCGGACAGCGCGGACGAUGCUUUUGCUGGCCCCGCCGCCGGUGCCUCCGUGGCCGGCAAAACGCCGAGCACCGCCGUGCGAGCGGCCAAGGGUCUCGGUCAUGGCCUGGCACGGCAGGUGGUGCAGCGAUCUACCGGUUGGCGCAGCGCUGCCGAUCUCUACGAUCUGGCGGCCGCGAUCUGUUCUGAGCGCACAGCAACUGACGGUGAGGAUGCAGAAGGACCUCUGGUGGCAACAGUCCGCAGGGCGGCCCUGCUCUUUGAGCCCUGCCGAGCCUCGGAGUCUGGACAUCCGGCACUGCUGGGAUUGCUGGGCCUGGGGGCUGCGGCUCCAACGCUGCUGGCCGUGGCCUUUCAACUUUUGCAGCUUUCCUCGCCGCUGCUGGGCGGCCUUGCGGUUCCACUGCUCCUCGCAGUCCUGGCGAUCCUGGUGGCUGUGGUCGUGGUGCUGCGUUGGCAGCUCUUAGACGCCUUCUCCGAGCAGCCCGAGCUGGUGACUUCUUCGGUGUUUCUGGUACAGGCCUUGCUGCCGCUCUUUUCCGCCUUUGCCGCCACGCGCCUGCUGGUGGAGGGGCUUCUCAGGAAGCCCAUGGCCGGCUCUGGCACGGAGGAGGGGGGUGGGAUCUUGUUUUUGCUGCUCGGAGGAUGGGCUUGCUUGAGACUCUGGCAGCGCAUGCAGGCGCCCGAAGGCUCGGAAACCGCGCGCGGGCAGGCAACUCUGGAACAGCGGGCAGUGCUCGUGGUGGUCCUGGCACUAGGUGCCACCGACUUCUUGGGCCUGGAAGGCUGGGCCCUGCAUGGCCUCCCCUCCUUCGGAGCGCUCCGUUCCCGGCACUGGCUGCUCGGCUUGCUGCAAGCACAGGCGCUGGAGUGUCAGCUCUACCUGUCCACGCUCCUCAGAAACCGCCAAGUUCUGCUCAGAUUGCUGGGAGCCACUCGGAUGAUGAGCCUUUGCGUUACGCUCUUCCUCGCUGGCAUCACCGCGUCAGUGGGCUUCCUGGUCUCGCGGAGCGAGUUCCUGCGCUUUGUGGACGGCCUGGCUCCUCCGCCGCGGCUGACGGCAGUCUGUCUCGCACUCCGCCGAGAAAGCGGAGCUUGUGCCAUGCUUCUGGGUGCUUCAGCAGGUCUUCUUUGGCAGCUCCCACCAGGUUUGGCCUUCAUCACCAAGACUGGCGGCAUAGUGUUGGGAGCAGCUGCAGGCGGCUUUGUCUGGGCAACUUACGAGGAGUAUCGCGAAGUUCUGGAGGAGCCAUCAGGAGGUCGGUGGCUGCUGCUCCUCCCAGAGACCUCCGAGAACGCCAAAGUGCAGGCGCUCCGCGUCUGGAGCAAGCUGAAGCUUGGGCUGACCGAGGCAGCCGUGGAGCGCAGUGCCACGUUCCUCGGGCGCGGCAUGCUCGACAGCAUGCUCAACCGCCUAGGCUGCUGGUGGUGUUCAGUGGGCGCGGUCGAAAUUGCAGAGAAGGUUGUGGAGGCGCGGAGUCUGCUUGCGAGGAUGCCUCAACCCAACCCCCCACACCAUAAGCUCAACCAGAAACUCCAAAAUCCCGAUUUUCAACAGCCAGUAAAAUCUGUCGGAAAGUCUUUUUCCCUACCCUGUGUAGGCCCGGCGCUCAACAGCUUCUCGAGCAUGCAUGGGCAGAAUCCGAAGCAAGCCCUCCGCCCAUGGACAGGGUCUAGCAAAGGCUUCUCUCUCGCGUACGGGUUUUUCGUCUACCUCGCCACGUAUCCAUGA
This is a messenger RNA of Symbiodinium sp. CCMP2592, 4533 nucleotides long. The record is from the annotation of a GenBank genome assembly. Lineage: Eukaryota; Dinophyceae; Suessiales; Symbiodiniaceae.